Seminavis robusta is the source of this 7437-nucleotide messenger RNA. NCBI's taxonomy places the organism in Eukaryota, Bacillariophyta, Bacillariophyceae, Naviculales, Naviculaceae. The record is from the annotation of a GenBank genome assembly.
AUGACACAAGCAAAUGCAUCCUCCUCUUCGGAGGAGUCUGAUACUGCCAUUGAACGUCCUGGUCCCAAUCAUGCUGCUGCUGCAUCUGGAGGAGCAUACACCAAUCGACGGCAGAAAAAUCUGCAGAAAUUUCGUCGGCAAUUUGCAGCUCAGCGUCAGACUUCUGAUGGAAAACCCUCGGAUACCAAAGCUUCCAACGAGACUCAAGAACCAACCAAAAAUGAGGCCGACACCACAGCAAACAAAGCUGCAAAGAACGACGAUGGCAAGUCCGUCAAUGCGACAAAAUCUGACGAUAAGUCUCUCCGAUCAUCAAGGAGUUGCGACAAAUCUCUAGCCUCCGCUAAGAGUGACAAGUCAAUGAAGAGUGACGACAAAUCAACAAUGUCCGUGGAAAGUGGUGACAGUGCAGUAAAAGCUUCCAAGAGCCUUGACAAAUCGGUCAAGUCAGCCAAGAGUGAUGCCAGAUCUGUUCAAUCUGUCAAAAGUGCUGACAAAUCAAAUACAUGCAGUGAUGACAAAUCCGUAAACGUGGAAAACAACUUUGACAAAACCGUGAAAUCAGCCAAGAGCGAUGACAAGUCAAUCAAGUCAAACUUGAGUGUGGACAGGUCAAACAACGACGACAAGUCAAUCAAGUCAGAUAAAAGUGAUGGCAAGUCUUCAGUCAAAUCAGCGAAGAGUGAUGACAGGUCCGUUCAAUCGGUCAAACGAGUCGACAAAUCAAAUAGUGAUGACAAAUCGGUCAAGUCUGAUAACAGUGGUGAAAAGCCCCUGAAGGUGGGAAACAACCUUAACAAACCAGUGAAAUCAGCCAAAAGCAACAAGUCGAUCAAGUCAAACUUGGGCUUUAACAGAUCAAAUAGUGAUGACAAGUCAACCAAGUCAGAUAAGAGCGAUGACAAGUCUGUGAUGGCGUCCAAGAGCCUUGACAAAUCUGACCAGCUAAUCAAGACUGAAAACAAGUCUUCGAUCAAGCUCGCACACAGUGCUGACAGCAGUGUUGAUAGAGCAAGAAGUCGGGCCAAAGCAAGGAAGGCAGCAAAGGCCAACAAGUCAUCAUUUACAAAGAGUGGAGGCAAAUCUGAGGCAGUUGAAAAGACAGCUGACACUUCAGCCAAUAGAAAACCGGAAAAGACUGGCAAUGAAUCUGCCGCCAUUGCCGCAGAAAACCCAAAGCCUCAGGCACCACUUUCUCCAAUACCAUCACGGCAACCAGCCCAUGUCCACACGGCUCCUGCAGAGGAGCACUCAAACUCGACGCUUGCAAAUUCUUCGCCUAUUUCAUCAAAGCGGCGAUCUCAUAUCAUCAAGAAACUGUCCAAGAAGACACGACAUCCACCUGCGACUACGGACAGUCCCGAGGUUCACGAAACUAGAACACUUGAUAGUGAAGACGGUCCUCCGUUGCUCCCUGCAAUGACAGACUCUACAAACAACAGCAAAGAACCUGAAGUAAAUGGUGGUGACAAGCCAAAGGUGAAUCUAUCACACAGGGGAAGGCUGGAUGACAGACAAUCAGUUAGCCCCUUGAGGAAAAAUGUAGAGGUGCACCAGACGAACACCCUGGAUAGCGACGAAGGUCAACCGCCGGUAAUGACGGACUCUACAAACAACACCAAAGAAGCAGAAGAACAUUGUGAAAAGCCGAAAAUGCCAUCAUUGCAAAGGAGAAGACGGCGCCCCAAGAAAACAGAGCCAGAGCAGCAAACGGGCGAGAAGAACAAUCCAAAACCUGAGAACAAUGAAAACAAGGGCGAAACGAGUAUUACUCGGGCUGUUUCAAGUGAAACAAUCGGUGCAGCGUCUGUGGACAGCAAAGGCGCCGAAAAAGCGUUGUCAGCCACCCAAACUUCGAAGGAAAAGACUUCCAUCAAGGCCGAGACAGCUACGGACGUCGACACAAAGGAGCUAAGCAGUGAUUUCCCAGCCAAGACCGAAAUAUCGGUAGCUAAGAGCAACCAGAUAUCACCAGACUCCGAAUCAAGCAUUGAGCCUGAAGCAGAUGCUCCAAUUGACAACGCUGGGCCACAUCAGAAGGACGAAGUCAAGACCGAAGUUACCGUAGUUGGAAGCAACCAGACAUCACCAGACUCCGAAUCAAGCAUUGAGGCAGAGGCAGAUGCUCCGAUUGACAACGCUGUGCCACAUCAGAAGGACGAAGCCAAGACCGAAGUUACCGUCGUUGGAAGCAACCAGACAUCACUAGACUCCGAAUCAAGCACUGAGGCAGAGGCAGAUGCUCCGAUUGACAAUGCUGUGCCACAUCAGAAGGACGAAGCCAAGACCGAAGUUACCGUAGUUGGAAGCAACCAGACAUCACCAGACUCCGAAUCAAGCAUUGAGGCAGAGGCAGAUGCUCCGAUUGACAACACUGUGCCACAACAGAAGGACGAAGCAACCUCCAACGGAAACACUGAUGUUGAGUCUCAGUCAAAAAAGAUAGAUGUUGUCCAGGAAACAAGUGAGGCCGAUAAUGCGGAGGUUACGGCCUCUGGGAGUUUUGACCUCCGAUCCAUACACGCAUUUCCAACGAAGCCGAUCGCCGAAGCAAGCGCAGCCUUGCCUCCUCGAGACCCCUCUUGGGACACUGCGAAAGUCAUUUUCAACGAAUUUGAUAACGGAGGGCCCUCGAAAAGUGACGCUAUCGACUUGUUUGAUACAGGCGAUCCCAUGUCCUGGGGCACAAGCAAUGUAUUCUCCGACCCGUUCGACGCAACCAGCUUAGGUGAAAAUAUCUUCUCUGAAGUUAAAGAGGAGAAAAAGGAAGAAGAACACUUUUCUUCACAACCCCUUUCGUCGCCACAUCGCUCUCAGCUCUCUCAAACGCAACUGGAUAGUCCAAGCAACAACAGUGCAGGGUUCGAUAUGUCCAGUGUGGCGUCUGAUGAACCCGGCAAAGAAGUAGAUGAGAGCGAAAGCAAUGCGGUUACGAUUGAUGAAAAAGAUGUCGAUAAUCUUCUGGCAGACGGCGAUAGUGGAGAUGUCUGGAUCAACAAGUCUCAGCCGUCCAAAGAAGAACGCCUUCAACAAUAUACGUCGCCAGCACCGCGCGAUGAUGAUUCGAGUCAGAGUUCAUCCAAGGAGGAGAUCGACGAUGACGACUCUUCCCAGGAGCCACCUGAAGUGGAUUACGUACCCCAAAUGGAAGAGAAGAAGGAGAACGAGGAGAGCUCAAAUUCAGCAACAGACAUUGAUUCUAUGCCUUUCCCUGUCGUACCGGUAGAUGAAGCCCCAGCGUUUGAGCAAGCAGCCUUUGCUGCCUCAGCCUCGGCAGAGUCAACUUCGACUCCAUGUGUUCCAGGAUUUACAGAGCAUAUCUCGUCGUGCCCUGUUCCAGCAGAAACGAACGCAACGAGUGUGGACUCGUUCAUACCGGCAACUCUCCCUGUUCCAGAAAUGAACCCAAAGAAUUUGGAGCCAUUGGUUUCCCUUUCCGCUUCUUCGUCUUCCACAGAGAGCAAGCCCGAUGGCGCAUUGGCAGAAAGCGCACAGUUUCCGGGCGACUUUGGCAGUUGUGACGGGUACAUUUCAAAGUCAUCUUCGUCGUCGACAUUUUAUCAGAACGGAGGUAUCAACAAACAAGCGGCGAAUGGUUUUGAAGGGUCGGACGCACAUUCAGAACGUAGCGACAGUUGUACCAGCGAGGACAAUUUGUUUUCUGAUGGCAGUGGCCUUCAAUACUCUGCUGAAUCUGACACUUACGAUCUGGAAGAGUCGCCUUCUUUGGUAGGCGUUUCAUUGGUUCCUAGUUUUGGUGCAAACGUUUCAAAACCUGGAAAGGUUCGGGAAGGUAUACCGCCAAAGAGCAGCUUGAGCCCGAGCAUGCUUCCUCCUCCACCACCUCCGCCCCUUUCCAAAAGAAAGAAGAAAAAGAAGAAGCGAAGGGGUUCUGAUAAAAGAAAGGAAGUACCGCUACUGGCCCCUCCAUCAGAGGAAAAAUUGAAGAAAUGGCUUGGUAGCAGUGGGAAAGCGAUGCAUCUCGGUACAGUGAGAGAGUCGAUGGCCGAAAUAAACAAGGGCCUGGAGACAAUCGGAAUGUGCAGCCCAUCGGCAAGGACACAAAAUCGACCUAAAGUAGAGGGGAUGGCCUGUGGGGCAUUGACCGAAGAAGAGAUUUGGGAACCAGUGGAGUCACCUGGCAGAAUCAAGAUUUCAUGCGGUGGUUACGGAGGUAGUGAGGGCUCUUGGGCCGCUGCAGUACAAUCAAACAAGAGUCCCACGGAGCUAAAGUGCUCCAAUUUUGCUGCUGGGCAAUGGGAUGCUGAUUCAAAGUCGGUCAACAGCCAGACUUCAUGCGUUGGUGGCAUCUCAGAUGCUUUUGAUUUGGCUGGACUGAAUGUUACGCCUGCAACGGUACCGCAGUCUUCGUCUCACACUGGACCAACACCGUCGCCCGUGGAUGCAGCUCGAUCCAAAGCUCUUGAAAACGCAAUGCGACGGGUAAACCAAGGGUCUUCGUCACGAUUUGAUUUUGGUGCAAACGCGAGGGAGGUAUUGGAUACCAAGUCCCUCUUCGAAAAUGACGCAAUUGCUUCAACUAGCAUGGAAACUUCAGUUGACGAGACAAGGUCUGGGCAGGACGAUGAAGCCGGGGAACCAAGCACAGUUGAUGUCGAGCCACCACAGAUAUUGCGGACAGAGUUGAACCUUGCUAUCAAUGACAAUCCCAUGACGAAUGCCUCUGGCUCAUCCGCCUCUUUCUUAGAGACUUUGACAUCGCCUAGUUUGUCCAUGUCCCCCACAAACAAUGGGAAGACACGUGAGGAUGUCGAUGAUGUUCAGAGAACGAGCACCCCGACAUCCUCUCCAAUCAUUCACGACACAAAGAUGGCAGAAAAGGUGGCAAUGGCAAGCCACGCCGCAGCGGUGACUUUUGAAGAAACGUAUUCUGCAUCUCGAUCGAAUCUGCCACAACACGCUGGUGAUGACGCGGAAGAAACCACCGAUUUGCCAUCCUUGUUUUGUGCACCUGAAAUUGGUGAAAACCUCCACGACAAUAUCCAAAGAAUCCCUGGUGGCGAAGAAGCUGCCAGGCUGUUCUUUGGUCAGGACAGUCGAGAAUUUUCCUCUAAGGAUACUCUAUCAGAUCUGAUUGCGGAGAAAACAGGGAUUCUCAAGGAUUUUGCUGUGAGCAGUCCGUCAAGAGAGGAACACAGCUUUGUUCGUGAUCUCUCCGGCGGUGCAUUUAGUCCGUGGCGGAACGGGGUUUAUGCAAAGAAGCCCAUGGAGGAUCGCCAGGGGUCGAUCACUUUUGCAGCCACGUCAAGUUCAUCGGUGUCUGUCGAGUCGGAACUGAUGCAGAUGCACAGGUGGCUCACUGUACGAGUCUUGCAAGUCAAAACCCAAGAGGCUUUGCUGGACACUUCGGACAGUGCCAUCCGCACUGUAAUUUCAAAUCUGCUGAAGGUCGACGAGAACCUUAACAAGCUUUGCGAUCACACUGCAGAAAAAGUUAAUGCAAAGAUCCAAGUUGAAAACGACGAACGGGCAAAGAGAAAUGCACCACUCAGCCCACGAAAGAAAAUGAGACCAUUCACGGUUGGGCGUUCCUCUGGUCAAAAGUCCUCGUCGGUUGUUGCUGCCAAUUUCGUUAGUUUCAUUCAUCGGGUAUCAAAGGCUGCGGGUAUACCUAGUCCUUUCGGUGAAGAAAACCCUUUCUUACUUGACCUGGUUACUACAUCUAUCCACGGCACCCCUAAGAACGGAGAGAGCGCCGACCCUACGACGAUGCAACGGAUCGUGUUUCGUCUAUGUCCUGCCGACAAGAUAGUCAUCUUCUGCGCACAAGUUUGCGGUGGGGUCGACAACGAUUGUGCGGACGUUGUCGAGCCUUCCGACACAAAGUCAUCAGGCGCCUCCAGUUUUGAUUUGAUCGAAGCUACACGGAGUACGGCAGCCUCCAAGAAGAGCAAGUCAAACGAAGAUGCCACCAAAACAAAAGGUGGUCUCCUCGGCGAACAGAAAUGGAUUGUACCAGAUGAACACCCAAGUCCAUUCGAAUCAUUGGUACAACACGAACCCAAGAUGCUGGCUGUCAUUUUGGACUAUCUGGGUGAUCCUGUCGCUGUGUGUAGGAUGAAGAUGACCAGCAGGAGUUGUCACAGUUUCGUCGACAAAAAUGAGCAAAUCUUGAUGCGGGACGCAGUGAGACUUGGAGGCCUAAGCAUGCACGUGCGGCCUUCAUUUUGGCUGUGGGUGAUUCUGGAGAAAUGCAGUGAAACAACAGGAGCAACACAAAAUGCGAGCGAAAACAGAGACCAGUUGAUGAGUCUCGAAGAAGCUGGACGGACUGGGAAAUACCACAAUGUUAUCCAAAGGGAUGUGGCCAGGGCGUUUGGCAAUAUGCCACCCCAUAAGACAGGUUCCCGGCUGCGAACUGAUUCGAUUGUCCGAGCCCUUGUAACCUGGGGGAAAAACCGUAUCAUGAAACGAGGCGUCAAAGGAGACGGCAACCCGCCACCUUCCUCAGGUCGACUGUCGACUGUUUUUGACAGCGAAAGUGAAGCCAGUCAAACUAGAACCGACACCGUUAGCGACUGGGGAGGCGUUUCACCUGUUCCUAGCUUCGCUGGAAGCUGCAACGGAACUGCUGACGGAGAGGACAGAUCCACCAGGAACGACGACGGAAGGAAGAAGGGCAAGGACGUCGUCUCCACCGAUUUGCUUGUGUUGGGUGGGAAUGCAUUGACGGAUGAGAUGAAAGCUGAUCUGCAAAACAAGCUCGCGUUCAUCCUUCAUGGAUUAGCGGCAACACACUUGGAUGUUGGCUACUGUCAAGGAAUGGACUAUGUUGUGGCUCAUCUGCUUCGCAUUCUGCAAGAAACCGUUUGCUGGAGGGCUGCACACGGUACUCUCCCCGCUUCAAUUCUCUCUGCACCCAAGUUUCCUGAAGUUUUCGAUGAAGAAGCAGUAUCGAAACUUAUGGAAGAGACUGACAAUACAUUGGUUGUCGAAGAAACGAUCUACCGUGUCAUGGAUUGUCUCUUCACCACGUUCAACCUGCGACAUAUGUACUGGCCUGAACUACGAUGCCUCAAGACAUGUUGUCGUGUUUUCGAAAAGCUGAUCCAAUUGAAGCUUCCAGUGCUUGCGGACCACUUUGAGCACCACGAACUCAAUGUUGGACUGUUCGCCCUUGGUUGGUUUCAGACGCUGUUCUUGUAUUUGCCUUCGAUGCCAUCGGCGACAGUAUGCCACAUUUGGGAUAUUUGGCUGGUUGAACGAAGUUUCAAGAUCUUCUUUCGCGUUGGCACUGCCAUUUUGUUCCUGAGCCAACCGAUUCUUUUGAACCACGAACUUGAGGGUAUGAUGACAUACCUCAACACGUUCCCAGAUGCUACACUGUUGAAUCCUGAUAUCUUGAUUGCCUGUGCACUUCAAAUCAAAGUCACGAACAAGAUGCUCAUGGAGAUCGAAGAGAAUCUGCAGUCGUAG